This is a messenger RNA of Eremomyces bilateralis CBS 781.70, 1271 nucleotides long. RefSeq lists its product as uncharacterized. Bases 322 to 1146 code for a protein of 274 amino acids. The transcript has a single exon. Lineage: Eukaryota; Fungi; Ascomycota; Dothideomycetes; Eremomycetales; Eremomycetaceae. The record is from RefSeq and is a predicted model, not a curated record.
CAGUAUUAAACCACACCCCGCAUGUUUAACCGCUGAGUACUGGUAUAUUUGGUUUUGGCCACGGAGAAUUGGAGAGCAAAUUCCAGUAUAUACUAGUGUUCCUGUAUGGGCAGCGAUAAUCCCCCGAUGGAGAGGAUAUCGUACGGACCCGACCCUCUGCAGUCCCUCGAUGUCCUCGUCCAGAGCAGGGAGUUAAAUAAACAAGGAGCAGUUUGGGUAAUGUAGGUCCCGAUUUCCCACAUGUCCGCUAUCCGCCUUUCCCGAGUUGUAAGAAGUCAAGCCCGACCAUGAUCCAAUCCAGUCGACAAGUCCGCCCUCCACAUGAUCCCACUAAUCCCUCAAAGCUACAUUCACGGAGGCGCAUGGCGCGACCCGACCCAGAGCUCAGCAGAUUUCCUUCCUACUCUCCACCUCCUAUUAAACCACCCGUCUUUUUCCCGCGCCUCAUCUCACAUCGCCGGAUUCGCAAGCCUCAACUACCGCCUCAGCGCUCCCGACCCCUCUGGCGGCAGCCCGGUGGCGCAUCCCGCGCACGUUGACGAUGUGAUGCAAGCGCUGCUAAAACUCAACCAGCGUUACGGCGUGGGCAACCCCACCGGCCACGACUACCUCCUCGUCGGCCACUCGUGCGGCGGGACCUUAGCCUUCCAGCUCGUCGGCGACCCGCUGCUCCGCGCGGGCCUCGCAUUCCCGGAUCGGCUGCGGAGACCGGUCGCGGUGGUGUCGCUCUCCGGACUGCAUGAUCUGCCGCUGCUGGCACGGAAUCAUGCGUCCCAGCCGGUGUACGGCGAGUUCUUGACGGGGGCUUUUGGGGGGGAUGGGGCCGCAUGGGAGGCGGCGAGCCCGGUGAAUGGAGCGUUUGGGGAGGAGGAAUGGGUGGUGGAGGGAGGGGGGAGGGUUAUUGUGUUGGUGUGGAGUGGGGAGGAUGGGCUGGUGGAGGAAGAGCAGAAAUCGGUGAUGGGGGCGUGGCUGCAGAGUCGAUGGGGAUUUGAACUUGUGAAUCCGGCGCAAUCGCCUGGCGUGACUCCAAGGAACCGAUUAUUGGAGUUGGAAGUGACGGAAUCGCACGACGGCAUGUGGCAGAAGGGCGACGCCGUAGCUCAAGCAGUAGACGCGGUUCUCAAGCAAUUGUACAGUGAUUGUUAACAUUGACACCGUUGGACGGGCUGGCUUCCCGGAUCCAACCGCAGCGGGUCGACUAGAGAGGAGGUAUUGUACAGGUGAUUCCCAGCCCCCCAUACGGAUAUGUGCAGAAUUUUUCCCUCCAUGAU